Messenger RNA from Carassius gibelio (silver crucian carp), 3095 nucleotides. Its product is annotated as male-specific lethal 3 homolog. The transcript is spliced from 13 exons. Lineage: Eukaryota; Metazoa; Chordata; Actinopteri; Cypriniformes; Cyprinidae. Gene Ontology annotation, biological process: chromatin organization; regulation of DNA-templated transcription. The record is from RefSeq and is a predicted model, not a curated record. The coding region runs from base 189 to 1820 and encodes 543 amino acids. Gene Ontology annotation, cellular component: MSL complex; nucleus; NuA4 histone acetyltransferase complex.
CUUGUCAUGACUAAAAAUUUCCGAACUCUUAAGCAGUCACUUCCUAGGAGAGCGUGAACACAUAAAUCAUCUUCCUUUGAGUUUUUGCGCGCAGCUCUCUAUCUUCUCUAUCUUCAACAAACAAGGUAUGCAACGGGUUAAAGAGCGGGGCUUCGGAGUCCUCCUCUCUUGUUCGCCACGAUGAACAAAUGAACUCUUGGGGAAUGAAAUUUAAAUUCCAUAAAGGAGAAAAAGUUCUCUGUUUUGAACCUGACCCAUCCAAGGCCAAGGUGCUCUACGAUGCGAAGGUUGUUGACAUCGCAACAGUGAAAGAUGACAAAGGGAAAAGGGUCCCAAAGUAUCUGAUUCAUUUCAAUGGUUGGAACAGAAGUUGGGAUCGCUGGGCUGCAGAGGAUCAUGUGCUCAGAGAUUCUGACAAUAAUCGCAAAUUACAACGUAAACUGGCACGCAAAGCUUUGGCUCGCAUGAGGAAAAAGGGAUGGAAGAAGCGACGCUGUCGUCUGCCGGGUGUUAACUCAAUCUCGAAAUCCCUCACUGAAGAGGAAAAGGAGAAGAGUGAUGAUGCUUCUUUGAUCUCGCCAUCUGAUGAUAGUGACAAAGACAUUUCAGAUCAGGAGUCCUUAAAAAGUGAGAGUGACUCAUCAGAGGAUAUGAACAAUAUGAGGGAAGAGCAGGAGCCGCAGACCAAAAAGGAGAGUGAAGACAAGAGCAUCACUGUAAACAUUGACAUCCCUGAUGUUCUCAAGAAGAAGCUGGAGGACGACUGUUAUUAUAUCAACAAAAGAAAGAAGCUGGUGAAGCUUCCAUGCCUGGUGAAUGUAGUAAAUAUUCUGGAGUCCUAUGUGAAGCACUUCACCCUAAAUGCAGCUUUCUCAGCUAAUGAGCGCUGUCGGCACCCUCAGAGCUCCCUGCAGACAAAUAUGAGUCCACACUAUAUGCCACCUGAGAGGAACGAUGAGCUCUGCAAAGAAAUGGUGGACGGUUUGAGGAUCACAUUUGACUUUACCCUUCCACUAAUUCUACUGUACCCAAACGAACAAGCUCAGUUCAAAAAAGUCAGCUCUUCCAAGUUCUUCCAACCAGUCAUUGACAGCACAACUUGCACCAGUAGAACUUUCAGAGAACGCUCCCCCAGUCCUUGCCAGAAUCCCUCCACCCCCCAGUCCACAGACAGCCAACCAGCUCUGAGUGAAUCCUCCAGUGUCCCUGUCAUCAUGGCAACCCCACCUAAGCGCAGACGCAGUGCCUACCUGGAUUCUGAUGCUACACAAUCUUUGCGUCGCUCAACACGCACUACAUCUGGGGGGGAACGGGUGGCAGAGACUGGGGGUGGAGGCAGCAGCAAUGCCUCUCCUCAACCAAAGCGAAGGCCUGCUGAGGUGCAGUCACCACUACCCAAGUUCUUCCUCAACCUAGAGAAGAAGACUCCUGUUCACAGUGGCUCAUCCUCUCCUUUGCCUAUGACUCCCAGCAGGGAUAGCACUGGAGGGCUUUUCUCAGGGCUGGAAACUCAGAUGAACUACGAAUUAAAUGAGGUUCUGAGCUGGAGACUGACGCCAGAUAACUACCCUCAGAGUGACCAGCUUCCCCCUCCUUCUUACCUCUAUGGCGCUCAGCACCUGCUUCGGCUAUUUGUUAAACUUCCAGAAAUCUUGAGGAAGAUGCACAUACCAGAAAAGAACCUGAGUGCACUAGUGAAACACUUCGAGCUUUUUCUCAGGUUUUUGGCAGAGUUUCAUGAGGACUUCUUUCCAGAGUCUGCAUAUGUGUCUGCAAUGGAAGCACAUUACAGCAUGAAGCAACCACGCUCAGUCUUCUAAGAAUCCUUUAUAGAGAGAGUUUAUUUUGUGCUGUGUUCUUCUGAAUUUCUGGUCCACCCCUGACACUGAAUGUUCUUCUACUUGCAAAUUCUAUAAAUUUCCUUUAAUUGUUUCACCUGUCCAUUUGUAACUGUUCAUUUGCAGUGCAUAACAAAACUUUCAUGACAAUCUUUUUUUUUAUUUUUUAUGGUUUUACUAUUUUAAAGCAUUUUGAAUACAGUUGUGCAAAAUGAUAAUUUUCUUGUUUUCUAAUUUUUCUGUGGUAUAUUCUGUAUAGUAUAUACCAUUACCUCAAACAAGUAUUUGUGUUUUUUUUUUUCUAUCCAAAAUGGAAUGACUGACUACAUUUGCCUUGGUCAUACUUAUUUUGCUUGUCCUUUCCAUUUCCUUCCUCUGUAUGUACUUAAACAAGCAAUUGUGCAAAAGCCAGAUGUUUGUUGCACAUUUGUACAUUUUUGCCACCCAGAAUUGUAGUAACAUUGUUAAUAAUGCAUUUUUUUAUUAUUAUGAGCUCCACUGAUAAUUGCUUUGUCAUGCAUUUACUCAUAAAAAGAUAUUUGCUUUAUUGUACAUUACUGUAUAUAAAGUUAUCUGUGGUAAAAUAUUUCAUCUCUUUUCUUUGUGUGAAAAUAGGACAAGUCUAGAUUUUAAAAAUAUUUUAUCCCAUUAAUUAUAAUGAUUAAGUUGAUUAUUUACAUGUUCCUUUUUCUGUAUAUUCUAUGGUGUAUUGUAUAUGUCUAUCAAAGCCACUGUCAAUUAUUAUGGUGGUGCUUAAUUAUUCAAUAUAUUAUUCAAACAUUUGUUUACAGUGUUUAAAUGAGAGAUUGGUAUCAGGAAAAUUUGUGUUUUAUUGGCAUUGAUUUCAAAAGUUAAACAAUUAUUUAAUUAUAGAAUGUGUAAACAUUAAGAUGUCGCUUUUAUUACUGAAUUUGUAUUAAAAAAAUCUAGAUUGACAUGUCCAUAGGUUUGUCAACACCUGUGAUGACAAGAAAGGCUGUGCCCCCAUUACUUAUUUAAAAUUUUGUGUCUCAUUGGAGAUGCUCUAAGCUUUCUGCAGAGCAGCUGCCAAGCAAAACUAUGGAAUGCCAAAGCUUCCACAAAAAUGUAUAAAUAUACAAGGAAAUAUAAAAAGAAUAAUAAAUGCAUAAAUCCACAGAGAAAUGCAAAUAAAUAAUUAUUUUUAUUUAUGUUUUCUUAUUUAUGUACAUCCCCAAUUCCAGAAAAGUUGGGACAUUUUGUAAAAUGCAAUAAAGUCAAGAAUCUGUGACUGGUUAA